Messenger RNA from Torulaspora globosa, 1404 nucleotides. RefSeq names its product TFIIH/NER complex subunit SSL1 (gene SSL1). The record is from RefSeq and is a predicted model, not a curated record. Lineage: Eukaryota; Fungi; Ascomycota; Saccharomycetes; Saccharomycetales; Saccharomycetaceae. Gene Ontology annotation, cellular component: transcription factor TFIIH holo complex; transcription factor TFIIH core complex. Gene Ontology annotation, biological process: nucleotide-excision repair; regulation of transcription by RNA polymerase II; DNA-templated transcription. Gene Ontology annotation, molecular function: zinc ion binding. The coding region runs from base 1 to 1404 and encodes 467 amino acids. The transcript has a single exon.
AUGGGGCUGGACUCGGAUAGUGAUGAUGAGCAAGUGAUAGUUUCGUCAAAAGAAAGCAGAAGACAGAAGAAGCGGAUCGACCUAGAUGAUUUGGGUGAGGAAGGAGAUGGCGGUGAGAAUGCUGGAGUAGUGAACAAUGGUUCGAAGCAAAGUGGUGAUAGAAGGAUCCGUCGUUCCAGGGAGCAGGGAAAAAGGAAGAAAUUGUCUAACAAGAAUUUACAAGGUGCCAACGGUGGUUACGCAUGGGAGGAUGAGAUUAAGAGAAGUUGGGAUCUGGUGAAAGUAGACGAAGAUGGAGAUAUGAGCUCGCUUGCGGCAAGUAUUAUCGAAUCGAGGAAAAAGAGAAGCGCUUUAAAGAAUAUCACGCCCUACCAAAGAGGUAUCAUCAGGACCUUGGUACUGGUGCUGGACUGUAGUGAGGCAAUGGCAGAGAAGGAUCUGAGGCCGAAUCGGCAUGUCAUGAUAGUACAGUAUGCGAUUGAUUUUGUUCAUGAAUUUUUCGAUCAGAAUCCCAUCUCACAGUUGGGGAUUGUCACGAUGCGCAAUGGGCUGGCACAGAUGAUUAGUCAGAUAAGUGGCAACCCGCAAGAUCAUAUCGAUGCUUUGAAACAGAUCAGAAAACAAGAACCGAAAGGCAAUCCGUCUCUCCAGAACGCCCUUGAGAUGUCCAGGGGACUUCUUCUACCGGUGCCGGCUCAUUGCACCAAAGAGGUGUUAAUCAUUUUCGGAUCACUUUCCAGUACUGAUCCCGGCGAUAUACAUCAAACUAUCGCUUCGUUGGUACAAGAAUCAAUCCGUGUUAAAGUCAUUGGUCUGUCAGCUCAAGUGGCCAUAUGUAAAGAACUUUGCAAAGCGACAAAUUAUGGCGACGAAAGUUUUUACAAGGUUCCGCUGGAUGAAACCCACUGUAAAGAACUUUUCGAAGAAGCAGUUGUACCGCUGCCUGUGAAUAAGAUAAACAGGGGUUUCACUCUUGUAAGAAUGGGUUUCCCGACGAGAAUUUUUGAGGACUCCCCGACAUUUUGUGCUUGCCAUUCACAAUUGAUGUAUGGCGGAUAUUUUUGCCCCAAUUGCCAAAGCAAGGUUUGCUCUCUACCGACAGUUUGUCCCUGCUGCGACUUGAUGCUCAUACUCUCCACUCACUUGGCUAGGUCGUACCACCAUUUAAUGCCCUUAAAGACAUUUUCAGAAGUUCCAUCGACGGAGAACUUCCCUACAGACAACUGCUUUAGCUGUCAGAUAAGAUUUCCCACAAUAAAAAAUAAUAAGACCGGUGAGUUAUUAACAAGUUCCAGAUACAGGUGCGAGAAUUGUAAACAGGACUUUUGCAUAGACUGCGACGUAUACAUCCAUGAAAUUCUUCAUAACUGUCCCGGUUGCGAAUCGCAACCGGUGAUAAUGUAG